AUGGUCUACUCUCUGAAAGACAAAGUCGUGCUGAUUACAGGCGCCUCAGCCGGUCUCGGCGCUGCUCUCGCCCACGCAUUCGCCGCAGAAGGCUGCCACCUGAUCCUCAACUCAUCUCCAUCGACCUCCGCGGCCUCGCUUCAGCGUGUUUCCUCCACCCUAUCCAAGCUGCGCACGUCGUUCCCCUCGCUCAAGGUCGAGUUCAUCAAAGCCGACUGCGCCGAGGAAGCCGACAACGUGCGUCUUGUGGCGGAGGCAAUCUCGCUCUCGAAAGAAUGGGGUUUCGGCGGACGCAUCGACGGAUGCAUCGCAAACGCGGGCUGGACGCGGUUCUCAAACAUCGCGGACCUGGACGACGUCACCUGCGAGGACUUUGACAAGUGCAUGGCUGUGAAUGUGAAGUCGCCGUACGUGCUUCUGCGCGAACUCAAGCGCGAGAGAGAGGAUAAGGCCGGGAUGGGCGAGUGUGGGGGGUUCAUGCUGCUCACGAGUUCGGUCGCGGGGGAACAUCCCGGGGGAAGUUCGCUGGCGUACUGUGUUAGCAAGGCGGCUAAUCUGCACCUGAUGAGGUGUAUGGCGAAACACCAAGGUCCGAAGAUUAGAAUCAAUGCGGUUAAACCCGGUGUUCUUCCUACUGAGUGGGGUCUUCAGUUUGGCGAGGAGAGGUUUAAGGCGAUUGUCGAUACGACGGUGCUCAAGACUGUGUCUACUUUGGAGAACUGUGCGCUUAUUUACGUGAUGCUGGCAAAGAAUGACAGCAUCACCGGCGAGAGCAUUACGAUUGAUGGCGGUCAGUGGAUUUGA
Molecule: messenger RNA, 804 nt
Organism: Myxozyma melibiosi
Lineage: Eukaryota; Fungi; Ascomycota; Lipomycetes; Lipomycetales; Lipomycetaceae
Product: putative short-chain dehydrogenase
Exons: 3
Coding region: 1-804 (267 amino acids)
Source: RefSeq, a predicted model, not a curated record